Belonocnema kinseyi is the source of this 3381-nucleotide messenger RNA. Its product is annotated as zinc finger protein 37 homolog. The record is from RefSeq and is a predicted model, not a curated record. Gene Ontology annotation, biological process: regulation of transcription by RNA polymerase II. The transcript is spliced from 11 exons. The coding region runs from base 450 to 3308 and encodes 952 amino acids. Lineage: Eukaryota; Metazoa; Arthropoda; Insecta; Hymenoptera; Cynipidae. Gene Ontology annotation, molecular function: DNA-binding transcription factor activity; RNA polymerase II cis-regulatory region sequence-specific DNA binding.
CUCUAAUGUCAGCUUCAGCUAAUGUAUAAAGCAGCUGUUUGGCAAUUUGGUUUAUAAAGUGUCAAUUAUGUUAAAAAAUGUUGUUAUUUAAUAUUGUAGGAGUGCCAACACGUAUUAAAAUGAGAUAUUUAAUGGUAGAUUAAGUGACGAAUAAAACUGUUAAAAGUAUUUGACUUUCGCUAAAAGCUAAUUCAUUAGAAAAGAUUUUUAAAUGACCUCGACAAUGGCACAUAACCUAUGUGCGACGUAUUUUAGAGUUUAGAUUUUUUUUAUUUAUUGAUCCAGUGUUAUUUGUGAGUUCGGCAAAUUCAAACUGCAUCCUUAUUUCAAUCUUAGACCGAAGAAUUUUUCACAGAAUUUUAGAAACAUUCUGCAACAGUGAUUUUUAAUUUUAUAUAACUUUGGAAAUAUUCAAAACCUUUCUCUGUCUUUAAGAGGACAACUAAAUAAUGGGAGAGGAAUGUCCGAAUUGUGGAAAAUUGACCAACACUGUCUACGCAAGACUCGUGAAAGAUUCUUGUGGCCACACAAAGUGUCGAUUAUGUUUAUUAUACGAGGCAACUGGUUGUAAAUCAUGUGAUAAUGAAAAGAAGUUUCAGAAAAUUGGUAAUUUUGAUUACCCAACUAGAGAAUCUUCAGUGAAGAAGGAUUUAGAUGCUUCAAAAUCUGAAAAUUCGGAUAUCAAUAGUGAGGCAGAAUCUGUAAAAUUAGUGGUCGGUAAAGUAACGAACCAAUAUGAGUUUUUUUCCUGUGGGAAUUUUUCUUAUCCAGAAGAAUCAAGUUUAGUUGAAAGCGAAAAAAUUGGAAAGGAGAAAGAAGAUAAGCGGCCUCUACAAAUUGUUGAAGGCGUCAAUGAAAACAGUCAGAAUAAAAUUUCUGUCGAAGCAGAGAAUUCUGAAAGUGAUACGAAUGAAGACGAGAUUGACUCUGAAAAAGAAAAGACACGAAGUCCAAAAAAAAAGUUAGAUCGGAGUCACAUAUCAGUUUUGCCAGGUUCACCAGAAAAGUACAAAUGUAACGCUUGUGGUAAAAUCUUUCGCAACAAAAAAGGAAUGUGUUAUCACGACUCUUGUGUGACCGGAAUUCGGCCAUAUCAAUGCGAAUAUUGUGACAGAAGCUUCGUUAAACGAUCUCACUUUGAGUAUCAUGAGAGAACUCACAGUGGAUACAAACCCUUUAAAUGCCAUCUUUGCGAUAAAGCAUUUCCUCAAAAAAAUAAACUCAAUAGGCACAUGUUUUCGCAUAACCAACUGAAGCCUUUUUCGUGUAACAAAUGUGAAAAAUCGUACUCGAAGAAGGAUGAUUUAAAAAGCCAUUCAAGUGUCCAUUCUGGAUUGACUCCAUUUCCCUGCAAAACUUGCGGCAAAGCUUUCAGAAUUUUAGCGAAUCUGACUCGACACAUGCAUACACAUUCGAGUGAAAGACCUUACGUAUGUGAAGAAUGCAGCAAAAGUUUUAAAGACAAGUCUUUAUUGAUCAGGCACAAACGUACACAUGGAAAAGAGAGACCAUUUUCCUGCGCUCAUUGCACUCGUCUCUUUUUAUCAAAAAGUGAACUGAGACGGCAUCUUACGACUCAUUCAAGCGAAACUCGAAAGGAAGAAACUCGAAAGGAAUACACGAAGAAGAAGAAAUACGUGAGACUCACUAUAAAACAGAAGUGCCGUUUGGUACGAGACGUUGAAGGGGGCAUGCGAAAAGUUGAAGCUGCCAAGAAAUACAAUAUAAAUCAAGGAUCAGUAACUUACAUACUUCAAAAUAAAGACCAGUACUUGAAUGCCGAAAGUUGUUUGAGAAAAAGAAGUAGGAUAGCCAAAGGGGAACAUCCUGUAAUGGAAAUGGCACUCGUUGAUUGGAUAAGACAGCAACAGAGCCGGGGUAUUACGGUAAAUGGACCAAUGAUCCGAGAGAAGGCUACAAUGAUAAAUGAAAAACUUAUGAAAGAGGAGAAAGGCGUGCGAACAGAAAAAGCUAUUAAAAAAGAAACUGAAUCGACAGAGUCUGAAGAAGAAAAUAAUGAAGAAAAAGGUCCAAGUUUUGAAUUGAAUGAAAAAAAAUUCAAAGCCAGCGAUGGCUGGUUAUCCAAUUUCAAAGCCCGACAUGGGAUGCGAAAAAUGAGACUGGCUGAUGAUAAAAUAUCUGCAGGCACUGAAUUAGCUGACAAAGUCCAGUCCCAAAUUCGACAAUUUCUUGUCGACAAUGAUUACUCUUUGGAUAACGUGUAUAAUGCGGAUGGGACUGGACUCUAUCACAAAUCGCUUCCGGUCAAAACGCUUGAGUUUGCAGAACAAAAAGGCGAGUCUGAGUUGAAAGUAAAUAAAGAAAGAGUUACAAUCAUGAAUUGCACGAACGCUACCGGAUCACACAAAAUUCCGCUUCUCAUAAUAGGAAAAUCUGCCACACCGAGAUGUUUUCGAAAUGGAAAUGUUGACUUGCCAGUGAACUACGCGAGCCAAAGUCGUUCAGGGAUGACCGGAAAAAUUGUUAUCGAAUGGUACAAAAACGUUUUUAUGAAGUCGGUGAAAGCGAGAAAAACAGAUGAAAAAGAGAAGUUUUUGUUAUUAUUAAAUAAUACGCUCUGCCAUCCACCUGUAGAAGAGUUAAAUAAAAUCGAUCCUCAAUUUAAGGUAUCAUAUCUUCCCCCAAACGUGAGCUCUUUGAUUCAGCCGAUGGAUCAGGGCAUUAUUCAAAGUAUGAAGAGAAAUUAUAAAAAAAUCUUUUUGCGACGAAUGCGAGCUGACGAAAAUUCUGGAAAUAUUGUCAACUUCGUGAAGAGUUGGACACUGCUUGACACAUCUUUUGCCGCAGCAAGCGCAUGGGACAAUGUUUCUGAAAUAACAAUUUCCAAAUGUUGGAAAAAAUUACUAGGGGACCAGACUCCGUUUGUGGAAGAGUCCGAUCCCGUCGUAACUGACGUAACAGACUUGUUAAAUUCUGUAACUUCCUCUGAAAUCCAUUCGAAUAAAGAUGUUGAGGAAUGGUUCCAAAAUGAGGAAAACCUGGAGACCUGCAAGAAUCUGACGGAGAAGGAAAGUGUGGAGGACGCGUCUUACUCUGAAAAUGAGAAAUCUGAAUCUGAUGACAGUCAAUCCGAUUUAGAAGAGGAUGUAGAAAGCAACGCCUUAGUUCAGCUUACAGAAAAAAGGCCGAGCAAUCCGAAAGAAGCAUUCGAAAGUUUUCUAAUAUUUCGCGAGUGGAUCGAAGAACAUGGGCAAUGUUCAAGCGAAGAAAUCGAGAAGCUGAAUCAAAUGCAAGACUUUAUCGAACAAGAAUUUUUUAAUUUUAUGUCUUCUGUUUCCGAAUUGUAAUUUAUAGUAAUUUUUAUUAUUUAUUAAUGUUACCUGAAAAUUAUAGUUUAAUAAAUUACAUAAAAAAUCACGU